UUGAGCCAGCCGCUGCCUUGGCUACGGGGCUCCUAAGGUGGCGGCAUCUGUAGUGGGGCUACGGAGGCCGGGUUGCCGGGAAAGUAUUUAAGAAGCUCAUGGAGUAAUAUGAAUCAGAGUAAUAUAGGAUCUGCAGGAAGUCCCUCAAGAUAGUUGGAAAAGAAGAAUUUAUAGACUCUUCGUCAAGAUCUUCAUUUAUACAGCUGUUAAAUCCAAGGCUACAGUAGUGGUGAAACCAUGAAUAAAAAUACAUCUGCCGUAGUAUCAUCUGCUCUACUUGAAAAGGAUCCUGCCUUUCAGAUGAUUACAGUUACCAAGGAGACAGGCCUUGGUCUGAAGAUCCUAGGAGGAAUUAACCGGAAUGAAGGUCCCUUGGUAUAUAUUCAGGAAAUCAUUCCUGGAGGAGACUGUUAUAAGGAUGGACGUUUGAAGCCAGGAGAUCAACUUGUCUCAAUAAACAAGGAGUCUAUGAUUGGUGUAUCAUUUGAAGAAGCAAAAAGCAUAAUUACCAGAGCCAAGUUGAGGUCAGAAUCUGCUUGGGAGAUAGCAUUCAUAAGACAGAAAUCUCACAGCAGUCAUUUAGAAAAUCCAUCGUGUUCAUCCCUUUUACAAGCUACAGGAGAAUAUGGACCUCAAGCCUCAAAAUUGAGUCUUCUUUCUUCUCCCCCUGAAAUACUAAUUCCAAAGACCUCAUCCACUCCCAAAUCUACAGAUGCCAUUUUACCUUCUUUUAAGAUAAAUCAGAUAAAAACUAGAUACAAGAAAACAGAACAGAUUCCAAUUACUUCUUCAGACAACAGCCCUACAGAUAUGCCUAAUACAGAUAUUGCCCCUGCCUUGACUGAUAAUUACGGACCACAAGGAAAGAAGAUUUCCCUAAAUCCCUCUGUUCGCCUUAAAGUAGAGAAACUGGAAAUGGCUCUAAAUUAUCUUGGUAUUCAGCCCACAAAGGAACAACACCAAGCCCUGAGACAGCAAGUGCAAGUAGACCCAAAGGGGACAGUGUCUUUUGGAGAUUUUGUCCAGGUUGCCAGAAACUUGUUUUGCUUGCAUUUGGGUGAAGCAAAUGUUGGUGCACAUGAAAUUUCUAACAUAUUAGACUCACAGCUUCUUCCCUGUGAUUCCUUAGAAGCAGAUGAAAUGGAAAGGCUUAAGCAUGAAAGAAAUGAUGCCUUGGAAGAAGUGAAUACACUUAAGGAAAAAUUAUUUGAAUCGGAAAGGCAAAGGAAACAAUUGACAGAAGAACUCCAGAAUGUGAAACAGGAAGCCAAAGCUGUGGUGGAAGAAACAAGAGCCCUGCGAAGUCGGCUUCAUCUUGCCGAAGCUGCACAGAGACAGGCACAUGGAAUGGAAAUGGAUUAUGAAGAAGUGAUCCGUCUGUUAGAAGCUGAGAUUACAGAGCUGAAGGCUCAGCUUGCUGAUUAUUCUGACCAAAAUAAAGAAAGUGUUCAGGAGUUAAGAAAGAGAAUCACAGUACUUGACUGCCAAUUGCGAAAAUCAGAAAUGGCUCGAAAAACUUUUGAGGCAUCCACUGAAAAGCUUCUUCAUUUUGUAGAGGCUAUUCAAGAAGUGUUUUGUGAUAAUUCUCUUCCUUUGUCAAAUUUAAGUGAAAGAAGAGCUAUGUUAGCUUCCCAGACAUCCCUCACACCACUGGGAAGGAGUGGACGUAACAUCCCAGCAACGCUGGCACUUGAAUCUAAGGAACUUGUUAAAUCUGUCCGUGCCAUACUUGAUAUGGACUGUCUACCUUACGGGUGGGAGGAAGCUUACACAGCAGAUGGAAUCAAGUACUUCAUCAAUCACGUAACACAGACCACGUCCUGGAUGCAUCCCGUGAUGAGCGCACUGACCCUGUCCUGCUCAGAGGAGAACGAAGAGGAUUGCUCCAGAGAACUUCCUGACCAGAAGAAUUGAUGGUUUUCUGUGGGAAGCUGUGCUCCAUGGUCUUCUGGCAUCUCCGUCGACGUGGAGGACACUGAGACACGACAUCUAAAAUAGGAGUAAAACGCACACUACUUAGUGAAGUUGUGAAAUGGAGACUGGAUUUAAGCUAUUUUUGUAAAACUUUUUGAUAUAACUGUAUACAUUUACAAGAUUAAUUGCCACUACAGUAGUUCUUUAGGAAUAAUCUAGUCCCGUUUUUGAAAUCACAUGUAAUUAGAUUUUAUAAUAUAUAUAAUUUUUCAUAUGUAAUUAUGUAAUUUUAUAUUUAGUUCUUUAUAGAA
Messenger RNA from Kogia breviceps (pygmy sperm whale), 2225 nucleotides. RefSeq names its product syntaxin binding protein 4 (gene STXBP4). NCBI's taxonomy places the organism in Eukaryota, Metazoa, Chordata, Mammalia, Artiodactyla, Physeteridae. Gene Ontology annotation, cellular component: cytoplasmic vesicle. Gene Ontology annotation, molecular function: syntaxin binding. Gene Ontology annotation, biological process: insulin receptor signaling pathway; regulation of insulin secretion involved in cellular response to glucose stimulus. The record is from RefSeq and is a predicted model, not a curated record.